Messenger RNA from Linum tenue, 333 nucleotides. The record is from the annotation of a GenBank genome assembly. NCBI's taxonomy places the organism in Eukaryota, Viridiplantae, Streptophyta, Magnoliopsida, Malpighiales, Linaceae.
AUGCUCGGAGAUGAUUACAUAACGACGCAGCAAUGGAAAAAGGAUUUUGUCCCAAGAAAGACUGAAAUAGUAGCUACGCUUGCAUGGCUCCAAUUACCUGACUUACCGAUCGAAUUCUAUCAUCCCGAAGCGGUCACGAGGAUUGCAUCUUAUGUGGGGAAACUAGUUAGGCUUGAUAGAGCAAUGAAACUGGGAGCAAGAGGGAAGUAUGCUCGAGUGUGUGUGGAAGUCGAUCUUUCCAAGCCUCUUCUCGUGCAAUUCAAAAUUUUGGGCAAAGAGUACGAUAUUCAAUGGGAAGGACUAACAAACAUUUGCUUUGAGUGUGGAAAGUAA